This is a messenger RNA of Brugia pahangi, 291 nucleotides long. Lineage: Eukaryota; Metazoa; Nematoda; Chromadorea; Rhabditida; Onchocercidae. The record is from the annotation of a GenBank genome assembly.
AUGGAGAGGAAAGACGGACUGCAUGCACGUUACGGCACGCAAAAACCAAUACACGCAGAUCUAACUUGCAGCGGAGAGCUGCAUAAUAACUGCUUUCAACAUGCUCUUUUGAAUACACUGUGGUUCUUGCAGAUGUACAGUGACGUAUCUUCUGUGCUGCUUGACAUAGCUGAGAGAGAGAGAGGGAGGAAACAGGGAGAAAGGUGUGGAAGAGACCAAACUCGUGAAGCAGGCCCGUGCUGUCGUGGUACAUGGAUGCAGUCUUCAGAUGACAAUAGUGAUGAGUCGUAG